AACCAAUCUCUCUUCGGAUUUGCUACAAGCCAUUGACACCAUUUACGGCGGAGAUGACUCCAGGACCUGCGGACGAAACCGAUCACUCGCAGUCUCGCAAGCGCAAUGUUCGAAAGCGUGCGCAGCAAUGGGUGACCAAAGGAGGCCUGGUCCGCGACGACUCUGAUGACGAGCUUGGCGAUGAGGAUCUUCCCUGGGACUGGAUAUACGACGAAAAUUCCGAGAACAAUGCGGCAGAGGAGUCGACAACGGGUGCUGCGGAGGACACGCCGAAGUCAAGCCGAAGACGUUCAUCCCGCCCGAACGCAAAGAACCGGCGAAAGAUUGUCGGAGCUCGCAUGGGCUCGUUCGAAUGCCGACUGGGACAGGUGGUGCUGCUCAAGUCUCCGGAGCCAGGGAAGGAUUGGAUUGGGAUCAUCACGGAGUUCUUGGAAGAAGAUGACGAUGAGGUUGAGGGAGAGGUCAUCAAAACAGUCAACAUCAUGUGGUUCGCCUCGCCGGAUGAGUUCAUGUCGACACGAAACAAGCGACGGGCGGAUGCUUUGCCCAAUGAGCAGUAUCUGACGGCCGAUUUCAACACCAACCCCUUGACAUCGGUCAAUGGUAAAGCCACGGUGAUGUCGAAGGAUGCCUUUUUCGCCAAAUACCCGAACGGCACUCCUCCGAAGGGAAAGGAGGAAUUGUCUGAGUACAACAAGUGCAUUGUCUGCCGCAGAGGCGUCAAUCAAGUUCAGGGACGCUAUACCGAUGAAUUCGUAUGGGAACAAGUCUAUCAGGAAGAUAAGAUCUUCGACUUGAUUAGCAUGAUCAAGAAUGGCCUGAAGUCAGCGAAGAAGCGCAAACAAGUUGACAAUGAUUACGUGGACACCAAAGAGGACGACGACUUUACACCCACGACUCCGAGAAAGAGGCAAAAAGUCGCUUCGACGGCUACCACGCCACAAUCACGACGACAGAAACCUCUGACAACACCAACUCACAAGAGAAUCGUUGUCAAGAAACCGCUCGAGUUUACGCCUCUCGGAACCCGUGUCCUCUCUCCUUCCCACUUUGCCUCGCCAUAUCGCCAGGCACGCAACCUACUGCAUGUGUCCACCGUUCCCACGUCGCUUCCAUGCCGAAAGAACGAGUUCGAUACCGUCUAUACGCAUUUGAGCUCUGCGAUUAUGGAGGGGACUGGAACCUGCAUCUACAUAUCAGGAACGCCGGGAACGGGGAAGACGGCGACAGUGCGGGAGGUGGUUGCGCAGCUCAAUGCCGCAGUUCUAACGGAAGAGAUGGAUGAUUUCAUCUUCGUCGAAAUCAAUGGGAUGAAAGUGACGGAUCCCCAUCAAUCUUACUCGCUCUUGUGGGAGGCCCUUAAAGGCGACCGCGUCUCGCCUUCCCACGCACUCGAUCUGCUGGAAAGAGAAUUUUCGCAUCCAUCCCCACGACGAGUUUCGUGCGUCGUUCUCAUGGACGAACUGGAUCAACUUGUAACGAAAAACCAGUCCGUGAUGUACAAUUUCUUCAACUGGCCAGCCCUGCGCCAUUCCCGUCUCAUCGUGCUCGCCGUCGCAAACACCAUGGAUUUGCCCGAGCGAACCCUAAGCAACAAGAUCUCCAGCCGUCUAGGUCUGACUCGCAUCACAUUCCCUGGCUACAAGCAUACCGACCUCAUGGAGAUCAUCAGCACCCGUCUGGCGAACGUUCCCGGGAACAUCGUCGAUCCUGAUGCCGUCCAAUUCGCCAGUCGCAAGGUCGCCGCCGUGAGUGGUGAUGCUCGCCGCGCACUGGACAUCUGCCGUCGAGCCGUGGAGAUUGCAGAACAAAGCAGUGAUGCCGCAGCCCGAGUCUCAAACGCAGACCAGCCCAACGGCGACGACACCGAAUCCCUCCCCCCAACCCCUAGCAAGACCCCGGCCCGCAGACAAAAGUCCACCAGCAAGCAAGCCACCCUCCCCCCGAUCAGCGAAUCGCCUCAGAAAGACCCUCCUCCCCAGAAACCAGCCACCGGCCGUGUCACUAUCGCCACAAUCAAACAAGCGAUCCAAGAAGCCACCUCUACACCCCUACAACAAUCCCUGCGCUGCCUCCCCCUCUCGGCAAAGCUCUUCCUCGCUGCUCUCCUCGCCCGCAUCAAGCGAACCGGCAUCUCCGAAUCCACCUUCGGCGACGUCAUCGAUGAAGCGAAACGGAUCGCCGAUGCCGCCGUCGCCGUGGCAGGCGCCGCCGGCGCCGGAGUCAAAGAGUUCCUCCUCAGCGGCGGAGCCAACAGCGCGCGCGUGCGAUCCCUCGGCCAAGCAGCCAUGGAGCUCAUGAACUCGGGCGUCCUGGCCGUCGAAUACGGGACCGGUGCCAGAGGCCCUGCCGGCAGCUCCUUGUUAUCGAACCGGGGAGACCGCACCGGGAAAGUCAGGCUCCGAGCGGCCGUCGAGGACGUCAAGCUUGCUUUCCGAGAAGAUGUAGAAGCCAAGUCGCUGGGGUUGGGGAUGGAUUCAUAAGGUGUUCAAGCACACUCUGUACAACAUUGAUAUAGUUGGAAGCAUAUAUGGCGUACAUCAGCUCGGUGAGAUUUCAAAAGGUCAGGGUAGCUAGUACACAAUCG
Messenger RNA from Aspergillus steynii IBT 23096, 2587 nucleotides. Its product is annotated as origin recognition complex subunit 1. Gene Ontology annotation, cellular component: nuclear origin of replication recognition complex. Gene Ontology annotation, biological process: DNA replication initiation; mitotic DNA replication checkpoint signaling. The coding region runs from base 54 to 2483 and encodes 809 amino acids. The record is from RefSeq and is a predicted model, not a curated record. Gene Ontology annotation, molecular function: ATP binding; chromatin binding; ATP hydrolysis activity. The transcript has 3 exons. NCBI's taxonomy places the organism in Eukaryota, Fungi, Ascomycota, Eurotiomycetes, Eurotiales, Aspergillaceae.